CAAUCUUAUGAACAUGCGAAGCCCUCGCGCACUGCAUGAGGCAGCAACGUGUGGAUACAGACUGUUGAGUGUUUGUUUAACCUUCAAAUAACCCGACCUCCACUUGUCUCUCCUCCCGUCGUGCUGAAUAAGAAUCUUGCAUAAUUCAGCAACUUGAGCCCAGUGUCAAAAUUAGUACCAAACGCAAGAGGGCCGCCCAUAUGUCGGUGUUUAACGUACUCGUCGUUGGCCACACUGGAUGUGGGAAAAGCUCGAUCGUGAACAUACUCGCUGGAGAAAGCCGAGCACCCACGUCAGACGACGCCAGUAACUGCACGAAACACUGGGCUGAGUAUGCAAUUCCGGUCGAUGGUCGUUCUUUCCAGGUAUUCGAUACCAUUGGUUUUCUCGAUCCCACGCUGGGUACAGAGGAGUACACGAAUGCUAUCGCUGAUACAUACUUUGCGAUCGAUGCCUUGAGGAAAAGAGGCGGAAUUGAUCUACUCCUCUAUUGCGUACGCAACGAAGAGAUCCCGAAGAUGAAGGGUUAUUAUAGGUUGCUCCAUGAAGUAUUUUGUGAUGAAGAAGUUCCAGUUGCUCUCGUCGUCACAAACCGUGGCACGAGCGGCAUAGACUACAAGGCGAUUUUCCGCUCACACAAAAUCGAUUGUGUCAGCUACGUCUGCGCAGACGUAGCUACGCCUUGGUCUGGUAGUUCAGCUGUGGACACCGAAUCGCAGAAGGCGAUCAAGGAACUACUAGUGAAAUGUUGCGACGCAGGGCCGAAUUCUAGGUCCACUCUGCAACAGCUACGGCGGCUAGUCCAAAAAUUCGUUGGGGCAGACCAAUCCCUCACACGAAAAAAAGUAUCUACGCUCCUCACGCAACGUUGCGAGAUGGAGCCGAAGGUAGCCGAGCAAUUGCUCGAAGCCCUAGAACUCCAGUCGCCUUCAAGUCGACUUUAUAGAGCACCCUAUGCACGCGGUACUAUAACUCGCGAGUUGCCAUCAUCAGAGAAUAGCGCUAGUAUUCGAGAGGAACAAGUAUCAGAUGCCAGGCCGAGCUCUAGCUCUCAAUUACAUUCUGUUUUAGACAGUACCUCUUUGCAUUCUCGCCCAAACAACUGAUGCCGUUACCACCGAUCCGUCAAAUAUCAAGAACGUAUAUAUGUACUGUAUUUAUGAAAUGCUGAUCUUCAACCACAUACUUCACUUUAAUUAGUGGUACUCAGAGUAGUUUUGUAAUUUUCGGUAAAGCUCGG
Suillus clintonianus is the source of this 1240-nucleotide messenger RNA. Its product is annotated as P-loop containing nucleoside triphosphate hydrolase protein. The transcript has 5 exons. Gene Ontology annotation, molecular function: GTP binding. The coding region runs from base 201 to 1106 and encodes 301 amino acids. Gene Ontology annotation, cellular component: cytoplasm. Gene Ontology annotation, biological process: tRNA wobble uridine modification; tRNA methylation. NCBI's taxonomy places the organism in Eukaryota, Fungi, Basidiomycota, Agaricomycetes, Boletales, Suillaceae. The record is from RefSeq and is a predicted model, not a curated record.